This is a messenger RNA of Oenanthe melanoleuca, 2805 nucleotides long. RefSeq names its product solute carrier family 38 member 11 (gene SLC38A11). Lineage: Eukaryota; Metazoa; Chordata; Aves; Passeriformes; Muscicapidae. Gene Ontology annotation, molecular function: amino acid transmembrane transporter activity. The transcript is spliced from 12 exons. Gene Ontology annotation, biological process: amino acid transmembrane transport. The record is from RefSeq and is a predicted model, not a curated record. Bases 151 to 1485 code for a protein of 444 amino acids.
CAGCCGCGGGAGGCGCCGGACGGGCCCAGGCCGCCUUUCCCACACGGCGGAGGUGCCGCGGGACCGCUCCGAGCCCGCCUGAGGGGAGCCCGUGCCGGGCGCCGCGAGCGCCGCGAGGGACGCGGGGCCCCCGCCCCGGGCCCGCCGGCCAUGGAGCCGCCGCCGGCCGCCGCUCGCCAGGUAGAAACAGAUGACCAAAUAGCCCUCCUUAGUAAGCCCAGGAAUAAAGGAGGAAACAGUGAUCUGGCAUCAGCUGGCUUUAACAUCAUUAAUUCAAUCAUAGGAUCAGGCAUUAUAGGAUUGCCAUAUUCGAUGAAGGAAGCAGGUUUUCCUCUAGGAGUACUGCUUUUGUUUGUGGUUGCCUAUAUCACAGAUUAUUCCAUUAUAUUACUGAUCAAAGGAGGAAAUCUGUCCAGUACCAAAACCUAUCAAGAGCUGGUCAAAAAAACAUAUGGUCUUGUAGGUUAUCUAAUCCUUUCAACUCUCCAGUUUUUAUAUCCAUUUAUUGCUAUGAUCAGUUACAAUAUAAUAACAGGAGACACUAUAACUAAAGUUUUUCAGAGAAUUCCUGGAGUUGGGCUGGAUAACGUGCUUACCGACCGUCACUUCAUAAUUCUUGUUACCACCAUCAUCUUUACCUUACCUAUAUCUUUAUAUCGAGACAUAGCAAAAUUGGGAAAGGUAUCUCUUCUUUCUCUGAUUCUAACUAUUGUCAUCCUGAUUGUUGUGAUGGUGAGAACAGUAACCUUCAGUCCACAAGUACCCAAAUCAGAAAAUGCAUGGAUAUUUGCAAAAUCAAAUGCUGUACAAGCCAUUGGAGUGAUGUCAUUUGCAUUCAUCUGCCAUCAUAACAGCUUUCUAAUAUAUGGGUCUCUGGAAGAACCCACAUUAAAGAACUGGUCUCAAGUCACACAUAUGUCUGUGUCCCUUGCUCUUGUCAUCAGUAUAGUGUUUGCUGCCUGUGGAUAUAUGACUUUUACAGGAUACACAGAAGGAGACAUAUUUGAAAACUACUGUAGAGAUGACAACCUUGCUACAUUUGGAAGAUUUUGUUAUGGAGUUACUGUAAUUCUGACCUUCCCCCUUGAAUGUUUUGUGACCAGAGAGGUGAUUGCCAAUGUGUUUUUCCAUGGGAACCUCUCAACAGUUUUCCAUGUUGUUGUGACAGUAGUUAUCAUUGCUGUGGCGACUGGUGUAUCAUUAAUGUAUGAUUGCCUUGGAAUAGUUUUAGAGCUGAAUGGAGUUCUGAGUGCCACCCCACUUGUUUUUAUCAUCCCAUCUGCGUGUUAUCUAAAGCUGUCCAAGGAGCGGUGGAACCAUUCAGAUAACCUCAUAUCCUGCCUGAUUCUUGCUCUUGGUGUGCUAGUGAUGGCAGUUGGGUUUGUCAUGACUGUCUUGCAUCCCCAGGAAUGUAGCCAUGGAAAAGAAAUGUUCUACUGCUUUCCUAGUAAUGUUUCUUUGCACAACACCACCCUUCCACCAUAGGUAGCACACUGAUCUCCAGGCUGGAUCAGGCACAUCUCGUAGUGAGCCAUACAUGUCAGUUUAAAGGAGAGCAGAACAAAGAUUUUCCUUGUUUUGAGAUGCACUAAGGAUUUUAAACUGUAAUUACAUACUUGAUUUUAUGCUGCCAUCCUUUUUCAGGUAAGGUUUCAGUUUUAACUGUUGAAACACUAAAUCUCAGAGGUGCCUUUCAGUAGACAUUACUUGAAUAACUUGCAAGCCUGCCACAAAGGUUGCAUUUUUUAACUUAAUCUGCAGUGCUGUUUAAAAGCUGUAAAUUAAAUGUUUUGAAAUAUAAACCUUUCCCAUGUUUCAUUGAUUUAACUUAGUUUUUAUUAAUUUUAUAAUCUUUCAUGUAUAUUUAUUAGCACACAAUAAUAUGGGGGUUUAUUGAAGUCUUGACAAAAAGUAUGUCUGGAUCUCUGUGUAUUACAAUUCUGCUAUUAAAUUUAAAGACUCUUAUUAAUUCUGUCUUUGAAUUUGCAGUAACUGUCCUUUAGAGCUGAAAGCUUCCCUUUUACUGGAUCUUGAGUCAAAAGAAAUUUUGUAUUCUGACUGAACUGUAACUGAUACAAUUUAAUUGUAACUGUUACAAUAUGUGAUCUUGUAAUUGAAAUAUAUUGCACAAAUAAAUCCACAAGAGUGGAUUUAAAAAGAUUCAACUAGGCAUUCUUUGUAAAAAUUUCAAGAUUUAAAAAGAAGAAAAUUACAUUGCAGCUCAAUUCUUACAUUUAUAAUAUUAUUCAUUAUUUAUGAAACUGAAUUGAAACUAACAUUCUAAACCUGAUUAUCAUUCUAGUCCUCUGUUUCUUUUCAGUAUAUGACUAAUGAUUUUGUCAUGGUUUGUCAAAUUUUGAUUUGUUAUGUUUUCCAAAAUGCAUUUAACAUCAAGGAUUCAUGUAUAUAUGUGUAUAAAUAUACAUACACACAUAAACAUAUAUAGAAAUAGAUUCACGUGCCUAUAGAAUGGGACUAAUUUGAGGUUGAGUGAUGAGUAUCCUCAGUCAUAUCCAUACUGUCAUUUUGAAAAUGUAUUGUUACCAAAUCAAAAUGUGUACUUGAGUUAAUUUUUGCAUUAUUGUGAUACUUGUGGUUUCUCAUUCCAACUAGAUGCAUAAUGCUGCUUCAUUUUUAUGCUGCUUAAUGUGGAUGGGUUUUGUCUUCUUCUUGCAUGACAAAGCUAUAUCAUUCAAGACUUCCAGUUUAACAGAACUGUAAGCACGUGUCACUAGAUGGUGAUAAUACUUGUAAGAAUAACACACUUUUUAAAAGAAAUACUUCCAAAUAAAUGCUUUAAAUAUU